Messenger RNA from Capsaspora owczarzaki ATCC 30864, 1528 nucleotides. RefSeq lists its product as hypothetical. The transcript has 7 exons. The record is from RefSeq and is a predicted model, not a curated record. The coding region runs from base 109 to 1443 and encodes 444 amino acids. NCBI's taxonomy places the organism in Eukaryota, Filasterea, Ministeriida, Capsasporidae.
UUUUUUCGGGGGUUUCGCUGUUGCUCAGUUCAGAAACACACACUCCUUCGUUAACAUUGUCGUCGCUUCCUCAUAAGCAACAAAAAAAGCAUCUGAGCAAAACAUUCAAUGGCGACGCAGACGCUGAGCAGUGUGGACCACGCGUUGGCGCUCAUCCGCGUGCAGUACAUGGCCGGAGUCCCCGCGCGACUCUUCCACUGGCCGGUCGCGCCAGUCAAUCCACGCACAGACACCACGACGACAACAACCGCCACAUCGGACGCAGAUGGGUUUGUGCAGGCGCAGAUCAUGGCCACGGUUGGCUGGUCGACGCAGGUCGGGACGAGCCAGCGCUUGCCGGCGUGGAUGCUCGAGGUUGCGGUUCAGCGCCGCAUGGUGGCAGAGAUCUUCCAGCACCCGCGCUGCCUGAGCCUGCCGCCGAGCCAGGCACACGCAAAGAGCAUUGCCAAGUACUACUAUGCCCAGGUGGAGGCGGCGCGCGGCGACACAUGCGACGAGCUCGUCUCGCUUUGCGUCGAAUUGCUCAAUCUCAACACGUCCGACGCAGAGGCUGCUGCUGCGGGUGGUGGAAGCGAUGAUUGGUGCCAUCGCACCUAUGAUUUGGGAUUCCCGCAAGCCAUCUCCACAGAUCCGGCUGCGCUCAUCUCGAUGAAGGAAUCGCGCAACAUUAUCUCGAAAGGUACAACAGGGCUGGCAGGCUGGCCGGCUGCACACUAUCUUGCCGAGUGGCUCCUUCAGCAUCCGUCUGCAGUGUCGGGAAAGAAGGUGAUGGAGCUCGGAAGUGGAACAGGACUUGUGGGAAUCGUUGCAGGAACGCUGCGUCCCAAAAUCCUGAUUGCCUCGGAUUACGACACGCACGUGCUGUCCUGUUUGCGCCACAAUCUAGACUUGAAUGGUGUUUUGGCAAAAGGCGCAGAGCUACCUGCACGUGCAAAUGCCACCCCAGCACUUGUCGAGGACUUGGACUGGUUCCGUGUGACUGAGCGUUCCUUGCAGGCGUUUGGUGCCGAGCUCGUACUUGCUGCCGAUGUCGUGUAUGAUCCGGAUCUGCUCGAUCCCCUGUGCAAAGUGCUCAGCGGUCUGCUAAAGGUGCCGAGCUACCGACGGAUAGUGCCCAAGGCGGCCCCAACUGCAGCGAGUGGAACGACCGCGUUGGCAGGCGACGGCAGUGUGCAGGCGCCAUUGCCUCCAGUGCUGACUGCUGGUCGCCCAGUGGCACUCGUUGCGUCGACCAUCCGCAAUCCUGACAUCAUCGAGCAGUUCAAGACCACGCUGAAGACACAUGCUCUCGAGUUUACUACCUUGGCGGAACUGCCACCGUUGCGGCUAUUCUAUGAUCGAUCGUUGCCGGUGCUGUUGUUGGCAAUCACCGCCUCGUCUGCUGCGCCUGCUGCUGCUGCUGCUGCUGCUGCUGCUCCGACUGUUGCAGCUACAUCAACAUAAACCAAGCCGAAUUCAGUGCUCUAUGCUAUUUCCCAUCAAUGUUCUCGAUGUGUGCUCCCUUGGAUUGAUGUUGAACGAUUGAAAG